Messenger RNA from Leguminivora glycinivorella, 1695 nucleotides. RefSeq names its product BRCA1-associated RING domain protein 1-like. The coding region runs from base 90 to 1607 and encodes 505 amino acids. Gene Ontology annotation, molecular function: protein binding. The transcript has a single exon. Lineage: Eukaryota; Metazoa; Arthropoda; Insecta; Lepidoptera; Tortricidae. The record is from RefSeq and is a predicted model, not a curated record.
UCUACCACCACUCUACUGUGAAUUUUCCCGCUCAUAUACGCAGUUUUAUAAAUUUAUUAAUAGUUCAAAACUGUAAUAUAGUGUUAAAAAUGUCUAAAACAGAAUACCAUAAACUGCUUAAAGCUCUGGAGGACAUGAAUAAAUGUUUAUUCUGUGUAGAAUGCCAUCAAUUUUGCCAAAAUCCAGUGACUCUAAGUAAAUGUUUUCAUUUGAUCUGUUCAGAGCAUUUUACAAAUUUGUCUCAUUGCCCGAAGUGUAAAGUUUCUCUAGAAGGCUGUAUAACUUGGUCGGACGACAAAUUAAGUGAUGCUAUUCACGCCGCGAAGAACUUGUCUGUAAUGUUUGAACCUCUUAAUGAAUACAGUUCUUACGAUACAGUUGUUUCUGUCCAAUCGUCCGUAGAAAAAGCUCCAAAACCUGCUUCCGAUCAAGAUAUUUUGAAUACUUCGACUUUAUCCUUAGCUUCGAAUAUUUCUAAGUUUAGUAAAAUAACAGAGAAAAGAAACAACAAAGGUGAGACAGCAUUACACAUCGCCUGCAGGAUGGGAAAAGCUGACAAAGUCACCAAACUGUUGAGCGAAGGAGCAAGUACGAACAAUAAAGAUAAUGCCAGCUGGACUCCGCUGCACGAGGUAGUGCAGAAUGGACGGCAGGACUUAGUUAAGCUUCUGUUGAGACACAAUACGCUAGUUAAUGUGCCAGGACCGGGCAAUGAGACUCCCUUACAUGAGGCCAUUCGGUACAACCACAUAGACAUUGCUAAAGACCUGGUUACUCAUGGAGCGGAUAUUAAUGCUAGAAACUGCAAAGGAGAGACGCCCCUGACACUUGCAGCUCCUGAUAUAAGAGCAAUUAUUCAAGAUACUGCUGCAAAAAGAAUAAUAACUGAAGACAGUUUUGAUUUGGAAAUUGUUCAGAGACAGAUAGAGCUGGAUUGUGAAGAUAUCAGGGUGUUCUGUGUGUCACAGUCUCGCUUCGUCACCAACAAACUGAAAGCCCUCACGAAACAUCACGGCAACCUCCAUGUUGAACAAAAAUUCACUAACAAAGUAACACAUCUCAUAGUUGACGCCGAAGAUGGCAUCUGUGACUCCAGCCUCGAAGUCCUACAAGGCAUUGUCAAUAAUUUAUGGAUUUUAACUUCUAAAUGGGUGACAGCAUCUACUGAUGAUAACUUAGAAUCCUUUGAAGAGUAUGAAGUGCUAGGUGUUGGUGCUAUUACGUACAGAGGCCCAAAUAAUGCUCGCUACAACAAAUAUAAGCAUCUACCCGGCAUUUUCAAUGGCUGUCACUUUUACUUCCAUAAUUUUAAUACAAAAUACAAGAUUUCAGAUAAAAUAGAGGUUAACAAAGCUAUUUUAAGCAAGCUGGUUACGGAUGCUGACGGAGUAGUCCUAAGGCGGGCUCCAAACCCGGAAUCUAUACCAGAGGCAGAGAAGCUGGUGCCGUAUCAUGCCCAGAAAGACGGCAAACUUUACAACUGCUCGCAUUACAUUAUAUACAAGGAUUUGUAUGAGCCGCACUACAACAUGGCUCAUUUGAAGGCUCUGCCCAUUGGCUGGCUCAUUGAGUGCAUUGAGAAAUACCAGCUUUGCGAACCUUGGUGAUGAAACAUUGGCUUCAUUGUUGAUUUACAUUCAUAAAUCAUUAUUUUUGUAAAAUACUUUUACAAACAUAGAAUGACCUAUUUUAUUA